Messenger RNA from Haliotis rubra (blacklip abalone), 579 nucleotides. RefSeq names its product cadmium metallothionein-like. The transcript has 2 exons. The record is from RefSeq and is a predicted model, not a curated record. Bases 1 to 579 code for a protein of 192 amino acids. NCBI's taxonomy places the organism in Eukaryota, Metazoa, Mollusca, Gastropoda, Lepetellida, Haliotidae.
AUGUACAACUGUGUCAGUGAGGGCAUGUACCACUGUGUCAGUGAGGUCGUGUACCGCUGUGUCAGUAAGGGAGUAUACCGCUGUGUCAGUGAGGGCGUGUACCGCUGUGUCAGUGAGGGAGUAUACCACUGUGUCAGUGAGGGCGUGUACCGCUGUGUCAGUGAGGGCGUGUACUGCUGUGUCAGUGAGGGCGUGUACCGCUGUGUCAGUGAAGGAGUAUGCCACUGUGUCAGUGAGGGCGUGUACCGCUGUGUCAGUGAGGGCGUGUACCGCUGUGUCAUGAGGGCGUGUACCGCUGUGUCUGUGAGGGCUGACUGUUGUAUCAGUGAGGGCGUGUACCGCUGUGUCAGUGAGGGCGUGUACUGCUGUGUCAGUGAGGGCGUGUACUGCUGUGUCAGUGAGGGCGUGUACUGCUGUAUCAGUGAGGGCAUGUGCAGCUGUGUCAGUGAGGGCAUGUACCACUGUGUCAGUGAGGGAGUGUACCACUGUGUCAGUGAGGGCGUGUACCACUGUGUCAGUGAGGGAGUGUACUGCUGUGUCAGUGAGGGCGUGUACCGCUGUGUCAGUGAGGGCAUGUGA